GCGCGGCGACCCUCCGCGACACUUCUCCCGCGCGUGGCCGCCGGGCAGAGGUUUCACUCCCGGGAGGACCCGAGCCCGGGCGGCGCCGCCUCCUCCCGCCGCUCCGCUCCCCACCGCCGCCGCCGCGUGGAUGCCAAGUACCAGCUUCCCGGUCCCUUCCAAGUUUCCACUCGGCCCUCCGGCUGCCGCCCGCGGGAGCGGACAAACUUCGGGGCCCGCGCCGCCCGCCCGCCGCACCAUGAAGUCGGCGGAGGAAGAACACUACGGUUAUGCCUCCUCCACGCUCAGCUCCGGUCUGCCACUCCCCACCACACACCCCUCGCUGCCGGCCCAGUGCCAGGACCUACAGCCGUCCACCCCAGGCCUCUCAGCCGUCCCGGCUGCGGGGCAGCCUUCGGGAUACGCGGGCACUGUGGAUGGUGGGCCCUCGGGGUACUUCCUCUCCGCCAGCAGCAUCCGGCCUAACGGAGGCCCAGCCCUGGAGAGCCCACGCAUCGAGAUCACGUCGUACCUGGGUCUGCACCACAACAGCAGCCCAUUCUUCCACGACGUGGAGGUGGAGGACGUCCUGCCCAACUCCAAACGGUCCCCCUCCACAGCCACGCUGCACCUGCCCAGCCUGGAGGCCUACCGCGACCCCUCGUGCCUGAGCCCAGCCAGCAGCCUGUCCUCCCGCAGCUGCAACUCCGAGGCCUCGUCCUACGAGUCCAACUACUCGUACCCAUAUGCAUCCCCCCAUACGUCCCCAUGGCAGUCUCCCUGCGUGUCCCCCAAGACUACGGACCCCGAGGAAGGCUUUCCCCGCAGCCUGGGGGCCUGCGGCCUUCUGGGCUCACCGCGGCACUCCCCGUCCACCUCACCGCGCACUAGUGUCACCGAGGAGAGCUGGCUGGGGGCCCGUGGCUCCAGGCCCGCAUCCCCCUGCAACAAGAGGAAGUACAGCCUCAACGGCCGGCAGCCCUCCCACUCCCCCCACCACUCGCCCACGCCGUCCCCGCACGGGUCCCCACGGGUCAGCGUGACUGACGACACGUGGCUGGGCAACACCACGCAGUACACCAGCUCAGCCAUCGUGGCAGCCAUCAAUGCCCUGACCACCGACAGCAGCCUGGACCUGGGCGAGGGUGUGCCCGUGAAGGCCCGCAGGACCGCCCUGGAGCCUUCGCCCUCAGUGGCACUCAAGGUGGAGCCGGCCGCGGAGGACCUGGGCGCCAGCCCACCCACGUCCGACUUCCCCCCUGAGGAGUUCUCCACCUUCCAGCACAUCAGGAAGGGCGCCUUCUGCGACCAGUACCUGUCCGUGCCGCAGCCUCCAUACCAGUGGGCCAAGCCCAAGUCCCUGUCCCCCACGUCCUACAUGAGCCCGUCUCUCCCUGCCCUCGACUGGCAGCUGCCCUCCCACUCUGGCCCGUAUGAGCUCCGGAUCGAAGUGCAGCCCAAGUCCCACCACAGAGCUCACUACGAGACUGAGGGCAGUCGGGGGGCCGUGAAGGCAUCAGCUGGAGGACACCCCAUUGUGCAGCUGCACGGUUACUUAGAAAGCGAGCCGCUCACACUACAGCUGUUCAUCGGGACUGCGGAUGACCGCCUGCUGCGGCCUCAUGCCUUCUACCAGGUCCACCGAAUCACGGGGAAAACUGUCUCCACCACCAGCCACGAAGCCAUCCUCUCCAACACCAAAGUCCUGGAAAUCCCACUUCUGCCGGAAAACAACAUGCGAGCCAUCAUCGACUGUGCCGGAAUCCUAAAGCUCAGAAACUCUGACAUUGAGCUGCGCAAGGGGGAGACGGACAUCGGGCGGAAGAACACCAGGGUGAGGCUGGUUUUCCGAGUCCACGUCCCCCAGCCCAACGGCCGGACACUGUCCCUCCAAGUCUCCUCGAACCCCAUCGAAUGUUCCCAGCGGUCGGCCCAGGAGCUACCCCUCGUGGAGAAGCAGAGCACGGACAGCUACCCGGUCAUCGGCGGGAAGAAGAUGGUCCUGUCUGGUCAUAACUUUCUGCAGGACUCCAAGGUCAUUUUUGUGGAGAAAGCUCCAGAUGGCCACCACGUCUGGGAGAUGGAAGCGAAAACGGACAGAGAGCUGUGCAAGCCGAACUCUUUGGUGGUUGAGAUACCACCUUUUCGCAAUCAGAGAAUAACCAGCCCCGUGCAAGUCAGUUUCUACGUCUGCAACGGGAAGAGGAAGAGAAGCCAGUACCAGCACUUCACCUACCUUCCUGCCAACGUUCCAGCUAUAAAAACAGAGCCCACUGAUGACUACGAGCCUGCUGCGACCUGUGCGCCAAUGAGCCAGGGCUUAAGUCCCCUCCCGAGGCCGUACUACAGCCAGCAGCUCACGAUGCCACCCGACCCCGGCGCGUGCCUCAUGGCCGGCUUCCCUCCCUGUCCGCAGAGGAGCGCCGUUAUGUCCACACCUCCCAGCAUGAGCCCAAAGCUCCAUGACCUUUCUUCUGCCGUCUACACCAAGGGCCUUGCCAGCCCAGGCCACGGUCACCUCGGACUCCAGCCUCUGGCUGGAGAGGUCCCCAUCAUUCAGGAAGUGCCAAGGCCUCUGGUCCCGCUCCCAGGCUCGCCCGAGCAGCCACCCCCCGCCAGGCUGCAGCCGCAGGUGAGUCAACAUCUGAGUAGUAGCUGCUCCCUUGGUUACCAGCAAACACUCUGUCCCCAAAGCCCCUCUUCUCCACCUCUGCCCGUGGCCCAAGAGCCAGCCUGCUUGCAGUCCUGCAGCCCAGCCCACCUGGCCACGACGGGCCACCAGCAGCACCAACUGCCGAAGGUUCACAGAAAUGCGUCUCCAGCCACUCGGCCGCUGUCACUGCCUGAGGUGCGUGAGGACAGUAGUCAUAAUUUGGCCCCUAUUCCUGUAACGAUCAAGCGAGAACCUGAGGAGUUGGACCAGUUGUACCUGGACGACGUAAAUGAAAUAAUACGGAAUGACCUCUCCAGCACAAACACCCAUGCGUAGUUUGCCACGUUGGAGCCCACUCAGAAGCUGUGUGGUGUCAGUUCAGCGGGGACAGUUGAGCUUCAGCAUGCAAAGACUUUUGACAAAAUAAACUGAACACACCUGGUACCACUCCACACUUCCAACUUACUGAAUGCUAGGAUCUGAAGAUUACCUUCUAUGUACUAAGAAGUCACUCUCUAACAGGAAGGAAGGAAGGAAAGAAGACAAACCACUGUAUCUCUUGAAGGAAAAGUCAUCUCAAGAAAACAGAAGUGAGGCGGGGAUAGGGGGAAUGCAGGAGACAGACCUCACAGGUGCCUCCCACGGCAUGGCCGUCCCGCUCCAAGUCUGACCCUUUGGGCGCCCCUGGAUUUCAAUACUGGAAGUGCCUUAUUUAACCAUCAUGUCAGGGCAUCGUAGACCUGAGCAUUGAAUUUGCUUCCAUGAGAGCGUUUGUGGAGCAAAGUCUAUAAAAGCAUUUCAUUUUGAGGCUUUUUGUGUAAAUUAAGAGAAUACUGGCAAGCUAUGGGUUGUGAGAGAAACCCAGCGUGAGUUUCCUACUUCUUUCAACUUUUCCUGGGCUAUAAUAUCCAAUGUUGUUGCCUUACCCAGUGCAUUUUAGAAAUCUACCAAUCUGUCAUCUCCGUUCUUUCAUAAUAUACUUCUCUCCUCUGCAUUACUAAAACCAUAGGAUUGUUAAUAGUAGCAUGCUAGGAUUUUUGUUUUUAAUCUUGGCUUCGAACAUAGCACAAGUAAGUUGAAUAGCACAAAAUAGGUUACUGGACAAGAAAACAAUCUAUCUGUUACAGGAUAGGUCUUGCGUUUGCAUGUAUGUACAUAUACAGGCAUAUAUUUAUGUAUAAAUAAUAAAUAACUGAGAUGGUGAUGAUCAGUCUUUGCCCGGCAAGGGCUUCCACAUUAGCAAUAAACAGUGUCCAUUUUGGAAAAUGCACCUAAAACUCCACACCUGGAUCUCCAGCUACUUCCAUGGGGUCUGUCCCCCUCUGACAGAUGGCAUCUCACACUUAGAUGAGCACUUUAGAAAGCCAGGAGCAGUGCAUUAGAAAUGCCCGCAGGCGACCAGACAGCAAAAUUAGAAAGUAAUUGUAAAUAACGUUACAAAAGGAGUGUAAUAUAUUUGUUCAGUUAUAAGAUUAUUAUUUCACAGAAGCCUUAUAGCUCUCUGCUUCAUCUAAGAAAACAAUUACCAAAAACAAUGUUUUAAUAUGCAGCGCUGUGUAGUAUGUUUUCAGAUUAGUUACUGUUGACAGAUAGAGUAGGUUUUCCUACUGCAUUUUGUACAAUUAACUGCUUAUUACACAUUAUUACUAGCAGUGACCUAUUGUUUCAUAUAACCAAAAAGCAUGGUUUAAUUCAAACAUGUUUACCCUAAUAAUUGUGCCUUAGGAGUUAAUGCCCCCUUAUGGAACACGCCCGAACUGCACCCAUGGGUGGAGGUUGUACGUUACUAAGUCAGUGAGCAUGAUGUCAGGAUGGAGGAAGAGCUCUCCCACAGAAAGAACUACCUUUCAAAUACUCUUCUGUAGGAUUGUGUCUGCCUUUUUUUUUUUUUUAACUCGCAGAAAGAAACAAAAAUCUGAAAGCCAUAUUUGAACAUUUGCCCCCGACUGUGCAGAGCUGAAGACACGUGGCUUCAUGCACACGCACUCCGUCCACCCCGCAGGCUGGCUCUCCCGCCUACAGCCCCGUUAUUUAUCCUGCAUUUAGCGUCGUACGAGUUGCAUGCAACAUUUCUUGGUAGACUGUCAUAUGAAAAGGAAAUGUUUGAUAUUUCUGUCAGCUGUCUUUGUAGUUAGAAAAUAGAUCCAAUAAAGCUGUAUUUUUUUGCUGGACAA
Messenger RNA from Cynocephalus volans (Philippine flying lemur), 4806 nucleotides. It is a transcript of the gene NFATC1, whose product is annotated as nuclear factor of activated T cells 1. The record is from RefSeq and is a predicted model, not a curated record. Gene Ontology annotation, molecular function: transcription factor binding; RNA polymerase II cis-regulatory region sequence-specific DNA binding; DNA-binding transcription factor activity, RNA polymerase II-specific. Gene Ontology annotation, biological process: cytokine production; calcineurin-NFAT signaling cascade; regulation of transcription by RNA polymerase II. Lineage: Eukaryota; Metazoa; Chordata; Mammalia; Dermoptera; Cynocephalidae. The transcript has 10 exons. Bases 131 to 2968 code for a protein of 945 amino acids. Gene Ontology annotation, cellular component: transcription regulator complex.